CUUUAUCUCAUUUCGUGGAAAUCUGUCAUCGCUUUUAAUAACUUUCAUCCAUCUUUUUUAUAUCACCUGGUUAAAGAUGGCGUCCAAUUUAUAUUGGACAUUUAUUGGUCCUCGGUUACUAAGGAUUUUCAAAAGAGAAAACGUGCAGGUUUUUCAUUGUAUUAUAACUUGUGGUUUAAUUAACAAUGGACUGUCGUGAAUGACAAACACCCCUCGAUUUAGAAAAGCUUCCCUCGCCUACUUUAUUUACUAGUAGGUCCUAUUCAAUACCCGACCCGGCGACCCAGACCCAACUCUUUUUACUUUCUGAGCUACUCUUAAGUCAUUAUUCAUUAUUUUUAUAUUAUACUCUCAUUUCUGAUUUAAAGACAUUCAAAUUCAAGCAUGAUUCAAAUUAUUUGACAUUAGGCAUAUCAUUUAUUCAGGACUUAAGCCUACCAGCAUGCAGCAUACACUUACUACCGACCGAUAAAGUAAACAACCCAGGCCCACCACUCCUCAACAGACAACUCUUUGACUUAAGUUUAAUUAUGAAAAAUUGCAAUUUUAUUUUAUAAGUUUUAUUUUAAUUUAACUUACUGACAGUAUUAAUAUCAAGUAAUAAUGGGAUUUAGCCUAAAGGGACCCGGACAUGCAUAGCGCUAUUUGGACCCAGGUCCCUUUAGACUAAGACUAAAUCCCAUUUCAAUUUCAUUUGUGGUAGUUUAUUUUAGUUAAACUGAAGAAUUAAGUUUGCAAACAUAUAAUAAUCCAUUCAAUUAUCUUUCAUUUGAUACCUCAUUUUGUCUUUAAAACCCAACAAUAAUAUUUAAAUAAUUUUUUAAUCCCAACCUCUCACUUCUGACACCUGGGUGCGAAUAGACACUUUGAUAAAUGUAUGUCAUUUAUUGACUUAAUUUAAAUAAUCAAGCCUCAUUCAAAUUCUAGGAUUGGGUUAGCUGUAAGACAGGUGAUGCCUUCCACUAUAUAUUAUAUAAGUCAUGGGGGUGACCCAGGUCAACUACCUACCAUAGUUCUGUACAAGAUUUUGAAAAGUUCUGGGAGGGGUAAAAACUCCCCAGAAAAUAGUUUUGUUUCUAUUUUAUAUAGUAUAGAAAGAUCCUAAUGGACCCUUAAACAUACAUGCCAACUUGUGGGAUAAAAAAACUGUACAAAAACUCCCAAAAAACUGUACAUCAGCAUGAAAAACUGUCACUGUACAGGGGGAAGAACAUGAAAAGUCGAAAGUAUAUUUUAUAACUUUUUCAUCCUAAUAUCAGGCCUGCACAGCAUACGGCCCGCGGGCCACAUGCGGCCCGCCAGCAACCACUUUGUGGCCCGCGAAGUAACGAAAUAAUAAUUAUUCUUAUUAUUUUCUUAAUAGCUUUCUCCAUGACAUAUUUUAUUUUGGUCCGCACAAGUCCCGUCUUAUUUCAUAAAGUAUUUUGGCCCACCUUACAUUUUGAGUUGGGCAGGCCUGCUUUAUAUCAAUGGUUUGAUUGCAUGAAUAAAAAAUGGAUAGUAUCCCCUUCGCUGCUUGCACAAAAAAUCAUGUUUAUAUCAUUCAUAAUUGGAUACACAGCAUCUUGUAAAUGAAAAUAGCUUUUUAUAAGUCAAAUUUUUAACUAAUUUUGAGUUUUCCACACUGGAAAUCAAUUUUAUUAAAUUUAAAUAUGGACAGAUGAUGAACUUGAUACCAAUAUUAGAUGUAAUUAGAUAUAAUUCUUCUGUUAAUUAUACUAGGUGUUGUCAUACAGUUUUCUGUAUUUAAGUUAACGAAGUAAAAUAACGUUUAUCCGUCUUGAAAAAGUUGUUGAGUUUACAUUCAGCAUAUAAACUUAUUUUUCACCGUACCUGAGGAAUUAAGCCAUGUUGCUGUAAAAAAUAGGAAUAAUGACUAAUGCUAUUCAUUGAUUGAUAGUAAUAUUAUUUUUAUUUUAUAUAAAUUAAAAGCACAUUAACUAACAUCAGUUUUUUUUUAGAAUUACUAAAACAGAUUGGUAAUUAUGGUAUACUGCUCAAAUUUGUUACUUCCAUAUGACACUGUUUUUGUGUUAAUUAAUGAUACCAAUAAAACCUCAUUGUUUCAAAAUUGAGAAGGCCUACUAAUCCUACUUGAUCAUUUUUAAUGGGAAAAUAUGAUUUAAGCUUAUUGCUGUCCAAAGUGGAACUUAUUGCACCAUCAGCUUUGAACGUGUGUCAUGUGCAAAUAUAUUUCUUUUCUAUAUCCAGUGGAAAACUGUACAAAAGCCUGUGUGCCGUACACCUCAGCAAAAAUAUAAAAACUGUAAAAAGACAGGUAAACCAUACAGGUUGGCAUGUAUGCUAUAAUAUAUCAAUCUAUUUACAAAUCAGGUAUUCAAUAUUUCCUUCUAUGAUGAAGUUGAAGGCGAAGCCAAUUUCAUUAAGGUGAUUAAGUGUAAAAGCCCCCCCCCCCCCCCCCCCCCCCCAAAAAAAAAGUUGUUCAGGGGGAAGGGAGGAGUGCCCAUUGGAACCCCAUCCCAAAGCAUGCCCUUUGAGUCAGUUGUUGCAUACCAAACUAAAAAUAGGUUUGCCACUUAAAUCUUUAUUCUGUUGCUUCCUCUCAGUGGAGCCUACUACUAAUAAUUUAGAUAGAUUUUGUCACAAUGCUAGACAACCCCUUGCUUGUAGUUGCUCUUGAAAAAUUGUUUUAUGGGAAAUUUGGAUAACUGCAAUUCAAUUUGGUCAUGAGGUUUUCUUCCCCUCCCCUAUCCCCUCUUCCUCUUAUCCCCCCACCUCCCCUAUCCCCCUCCUUCCAUCCUCUUCCCAAGACCCACUGUUGGCAAUAGUAACUUCUCACCACUCGCACUACCAUUACUCACGAAAAUACAUUUACUAACCACUAUGGCCUUUUAAAUUUAUUUUCACACAUAGCAUUCAACUGUAUUGAAUUCAUGCAUUCCUCACAAUUUUGUUCAUUUGCAGGGCCGUGAUUAUAUUCCUGGAUACUUAGAGUCAUUACCAGAUCGCAUACUUCAUACGGUGAGCAAAUUUUAAAAAAAGAAAUAGUUUAAAUGAACUUAUUAAAAUUAAGCACUGCAGCUAGUUCAUUUGGUUGGCGGGGUUAGAAUAACUAUAAUGCCACCAUAUUCCUUUUUAACAUUUGGGAAGAUGUAAAAUUAACCAGCUUCUCAAUUCUCCUUAAACUUCAUGACCAAAACAAAAAUUGUCUCCUACAACGACCCAUUAUUCAUGGAUUUAUGAGAUAAAAAGAAGUAAUUUCAAAAAUGUUUUUGCAGCCAUUUUCCUUUGACUUAUAUCAGCCAUUAUUGAAGAAAAAAAUUUGGUUUAGUAAUUAUUUUCAAAGCUUUGAUGUUACAAAUAAAUUAAUAAAAUACAAUUAUAAUUGAACAGUAAAAUAAAAUUUGAAAAGUUAUUGCCUAGAAGGGAUUUUACUAACUGACUUUUAAGUAUUUUUUUCUUGUAAUAAGGUAUGUGUUUCUUCUUCUUCUUUUUUUUUUGCACCAAAUAAAUAGGAUAGCAAUAAAUUUAUUAAGAAGGUCUUUAAAUGUUAAUGUAAGUUAUAUUUUUAAAUUAAUACAAUACUUGAACUUAUUUAGUUACUGGGUGUUUUUUCAAUUUGUUUGUCCUAAAAAAAAGCUUCUAGUAGAAAUUACUAGAUAAGUAUUUUGUAAUGGUAUAUCUGAUUAGGAAACUUGUUAAUGACAUUGUACAUUCAGAAAAGAGAGUGAAAUCUACACAUAUUUAAUCAUAAAUUUCAAUGAAAAAUAAUAAUUUUAAAUGCAAACUUAACUUUUUGUAUAUAUAAUAAUUUUUUUUUAAAAUGCCUAGUUUAUUUUUUUUGUAAACAUACAUGUUGUCUUGUAAACAUUUCUAACAGUUUAACACAGCUUUUGGACUUACUUACUUGACCACACCUAUAGUUGGAUUUAUUCUUUACAGAAGAGGUACAUGUUCCAAUUGAGUUAUAAGAUUAACAGUUCAUUAUUAGAUAUGUUUAAUAUUUAAUACAUCACCUAACAUAAGAUUAUGCACAUUUGUCUUAAAUUAAACAGUUCUUUGACUUAAUGAUUGAUUAAACUGGUGACAAAGUUAAUUGCUUUGAGAAAAAAAUAGAAAUGAUGGUUUUGGCAUCACACAUAAUUGAUUGCUAAUUAACAGUAACAAGAUUUCUAGUUGUUUUGUUAAAAGCUAUUUUAAUCCAAAUUCAUUUUGAUCCUGCAAAAAUUUUACUUGGGUGCCCACUAAAUUUCAGCUUAUGGCUUAAGAUAAUCUUGUAGAUGUUGUUUAUUACUUUUUUUUAACACUUGAACUUUUGGAAAUUUAGGGCAUUUUACCCCUGAAGGAAGUCUUGGUAUACUCAAAGUUGCAUUGUCUGUUGCCAUUGUUUACACUGCCGCAUACUUUCUCAGAGGUAAGCUUACCAUUAUAACUGGUUGAUUGGUAAGUUUCUCUGAAAGUACAUGAUUUCUCCAAUGUGAAAUAAAGUUUUCUUGAUUUAUUUGAGGAAAGCUUACAAUGAAAUUCAGCAUUGAGUCCUUUUUGAAUAAUAAAGAAAUAAAGAAACUUAGGAAAAGGAUAUAAAAUUAACAGUGUAAAAAAUAAAUCAAUCAAUCAAGGCAUCCUAUAUCUUUUUUGUGUGUGUGCUGGAGCAGCCAUUGCAUCAGGAUAAUCCUCAUUUUGUGGCUUCUAGUGCUAGGAAUCAAUCAUUUAUAAAGUGUUGUAAUCUUUGUGUAAUGCUUAACAGAUAGACUUAUUUAGGUAAUCUUGAAAAACCAUCAUUCUUAAAUGUAGUUGAAAAAUCUUUUGUUCAGGUAUUGGACGAUUGAGCAAUGGCGAAUAUAGGACUUUUAUCAAUGUUUUAGUUGAAGCAAGACGCCCAAAUGCCUCACCUCAACAAAAGGUAACUAUUUGAACAUUAAAAAAUGACAAUGAAAAAUAAUAAAGUAAGCAGUAACAUGAUGACUCCAUUAAAAAAAGAAUUAAAUCCAUGAAAAAAUUAAAUGAUUUAAAUUCAUUUAUAGAGAUUGUGAUGACUUUUCUGCAAUUUAUCAACCUCUAAAACCGUCACUAAUAAUUAAGUUAUUGCAAGUUAAAUCCUGUUAAAUUUUAGUUUUCACAUUCUUGAUGGACUAAUUAAAUUAUAUUUGUAACAAUUUCACAUCUGAAUUUAUGACAUAGUCCCUCUGACUAUAUUUCUAUAUCUUGUUAUUAAAAUCUACAAAGAUCGUUCUAGUACUACAGGUAAUUUGUUUUGUUUUUUAUUGUGCUUUCAGCGAAUGUUGGCUGGUUAUGACUUUGAAUAUUGGGCUUGGCCAGUGGACUUCCGAUGGAAUGAUUUUGUUGACAAGUAAUGUUUUAAAUUGUUGCUGGACUUUCCACAAUCAUUUAAUAUUGAUAUAUCGGUACAACCUAAAGAAAAAUGGAGUGGCAUGAUUUACGCGUAACAUUUCAUUUUCUAACCAAGUUACGUCUUUGGAAGAAACAACAUUUUUGUUUACAAGUUUAAAUGAGCUGAUGGAUACAGUCACAGCAGAGUUUAAGAGUAUUAGUGGUGAUGAGCUGAUGGAUACAGUCACAGCAGAGUUUAAGAGUAUUAGUGAUGAUGACUUCCACAUAAUCUUAACUAAAUAAUUAGCAAUUUUAGGCUGUACCUGGGAAAUAAUUCUGAAUUUAGUAGUGGUCACGAUUUUUACAGAGUUUUACUUUUAAAAAGAUAAUUUAAUGCAUGUCAUGACUUAAAAUUAACGUGUGAAAAAGGGGAUUACAUGUAAAAUUAAAAUCAAUGUUGUACUUCUUUAGAAAAAUUUAUUUCUGCAUCAUUUUUGACUGGUCAUUUGUUGGUCACAGUUAUAAUUCCUAUAGCAGUCCUGCAGGUGGGGCAGCAUUUUCUUAACUUUUGAUGCAUUGCGUAUAUUUCAGAAGUUCUAGAAAACCAGACAAAUCGAUCAACAGCAGUCGUAGGAGUCAUGCUGUUGAAAGAAGCAGUCUACCCUGUCGAUUACUUAGGUCAGUGAUUCUCUCAUUGCAGAGCCAUUGUCCAUUUCUUUCAGUCAUAAGUACGUUUACCUUUUUCCACAGCCAAGUUUUUGUCAUAAAUUAGCAUUAAAAUAUAUAAGUACGUGUUUUUCCAUGCUCAAGUAUAAAAAUUGUGAUUCAUAUUUUUUUCCAGCUUUAUUGCUAUGCAUACUUUUGGUAGAAGAAUGGUUUACCCUGGUGGUACAUCAAUAAUGAAUUAUCUGCUCUGUAAGUAGCUAUGUGUAAGCAAAUUUUUUCUGUCUCUUAGUUGCUCAUACAUUUUAAAAUUUACUAAAUUAACCUCUAUUAAAAAUUACAUAAUGAACAAUUAUACUAAAUUAACAACCAUCAAAAUGACUUAACUAACAACUUUUAAAAUUGCUGGCUGAACAAUCCCCUCAUCUUCAUCCAGUAUCUUAGAGGGGUUUUAAUUUAAACAAUUAUUUAAAUUUGAAUCACUUCUCUCCUAAAUAUACUUGAAAUAUUUUUCGCAAUAUUCAAAGCAUUCUUAUUUAUGGGUAUUCUCUAAUCUUAUUUGUGGACCAUCACAAAUUUUUAUCAUUCAAUUUAAUUUAUAAAACUUCUCCAAAAUAUCUUCUAAAUUUAAUGGCGUUUACAAUAAUAGUCACCAGAGUUACAAUCAGCAAAUCUUAGUAAAUAAAAAUAUUUCAAUUUAAUUUUUAUGGAACCACAGAAAACUGUAAGCACAUAAGGCCUAUUUUAAAAAAAAAAAUUGUUUUUAUACUAUAAUUUUUAUACAAUGUUUUCUUUCAGCAAAUAUGCUUAGGUCAGGGAGAGCACAGUUAGUUGAAGAGGUUGGUUAUUUUUAGAUUAUACCUUAUUUAUUACUUAUGUCAGUAAUCUUCACAAUUUAAAACCUUUUUCCAUUCUUUUUAUCUCGUGUUUGUGUGUGAAGCCUAGUUCUGACAAUACAUUUUAACUAUAAUGUAAAAGUUAUAGUUGAUAACUAUAAAUUAUUAAACAUUAGCCAGGUGACCUAUAUGAGCAGUAAAUAAAUAAUGUAAGCCCUACAAGCAUAAUUUUUUGAAAGAAAAGAUUUUUUAAUAGAGGAGAAAUCAUGAAAGUAACUGAUCCUUUAAGCAACUUGAAAUAGCCAGCCUACAUUUCUUUUUGAUAAACAUUUUAUCCACAGAAAAAUGGGAAAAGAGCCAAAAUUUUGACAGAAGAUGGAAAUGAGAUCGACACGAUGUUCAUAAACAAAAAGGGACAAACUGAAAAUGGCUCCACCUUAGUAAGAUCCUUACUAGCUUCACACAUUUUUGGAUCAGAAAAUAGAUACAUGAUAAUAAAGGACUUGAAUUUCUGCCUUGAAAAACGCUGAUGAAUGAUUUUGAGAUAUUGUUUAUGAAUGGUGCUUAAAUUUUCUUAAUUCUGUAUUUUAAAAUUAUAUGUUGCAUGAAUGCUUAAAAUUGAAAAUAAGCAGGGGUAAAAAAAUAUUUAAAAAGAAGGAACUCGAACUUAAUUUUUUGUGUGCCAUUUAUAAUUAGUAUAACACUUGGGUUACUGUUUGCUCAUGUCUUGUUAUGCACUCUUUGUUAGUGUAUACCCAUGCCUAGCUAUUCAUUGAUUUAUUACAGUUUAAAUUGUCCUUAGGCAUAUCUUUGGUAUCUUCAUAUUAUGGCCUUCUUUACAUAAAAAAAUAGUAUCUUGUUUCACCUGUUCAAGAUUAAUAUGGGGGUUUGAAAAUCAGACCUAACAAUAUAAAUGACAUUUUGGCUAAAAGUCUUCUUCAGCUUGACAUACAAUAUGCUUUAUACAUCUCCUCUUGACUUGAUUAUUGCCCAGCUAAAUGGGAGGUAAAUGGAUUAUUUCCCAUUAGAAAAUAAAAAACUUAAUUAAAGUAAUACUCAAAAAUAUUAAUGUAAAAAAUAUUAUUAUUAUUUUUUAAAUUAAAAAAUGUAUAUUUAAUUGAAGUCUGGCCCACCAGUAUACUUUUCUUUGAGUUUUGGACCCAUAAUGCACUUGCAGCAAACAACAAAAAAAAAUUUAAAAAAGAGAAACAAAAUAUGGGAAACCUGAGAAAAUGAAGCAACAAAACAAUGAUGUGUAGGCAAGAAGCCUGUAGUAUCUGAGAGGACAGCAAGAGGAAUACAUAGGAAUCAUAGACACAUUUCUCUUGUUGUCCUCUCGGAUACUAUAUUGCAGCUAAAAUGUUUAUUAUUAUUCCUGCCGACAUUUUUGGUGUUUUGUUGUGUCCUUUUAUUCAGGUUUCUCCAAACUUUGUUUCACUCAAUUCCUUUUACCUAACAUAAUUGCAGUCUCUUUCUCAUAUUACCAUUAUACAAAAAAAAAAAAAAAAUUGGGCGAAUAUUAGUGUUCGGAAUCAUCUAUAUGGGGAAUUUUUGGUGUGGGAAAUAUUCUGUGUGCAGAGUUUUCUGUGUGUGUAAUCUCUAAGUGAGGAAUACUCAGGUGUGUAAAAUUUUCUAAGCUGUAAAAAUCAUAGACCAAAUCACCAACUGAUAAAGCUUAAACCUAAAUGAUCAUAAUGGUAAACAAUGAGAGUUUUUAUGUAUGUCUUCACAUUUAAUAAUUGUUUUUUUCAUGUUAAUCUUAAUGCCUUCUAUUUUAUUACUUCCACACACAAAAAAGGUGAUAACUUCAGAGGGCAAUGCAGGUUUCUAUGAGAUGGGCUGCUCAAACACACCACUGGACCUCAACUAUUCCAUCCUGGGCUGGAACCACCCCGGCUUUGGUGGAAGCACUGUAAUAUUUUACUUAAAGACAUAACUGAAAUGCUAACUGUUUAAUUUUUCUACAGUUAAUUAUUGCCUGUAUUUUUAGUAGAGAGGCUCAGAAAUAUCACCAAUAUAGUCCACCAAACUGGCAGGCGCGGUCAGGUUUCAGUGCUGUUAAUUUAAAGGAAGAAACUUACAAGUAUCUCAUUGGACAUUCACCAGUUUUAAGAACAAAAAUAGUUUUUAGUAUAUCUACAAAGUGACUGUCCACAGGUCCUCUAUUCACAAACUAAUUUUUUGCAAGUUGAAACCUUUGAAAAAUCAAACCACUUGAUGAUAGAUGAAAACAAACUUUGCCAAUCUCUCAAAUUUUUAAGUAUUACUUAAGGUUAUUAUAUAUAAUAUAAUUGGAAAAUAUUAUGUAAAUAUUUAUAUAUACACAUAUUGUGGUGGUGAUCAGAAGCAGUUAAGUCAAAGAGGCAUCCAAGUAAUUGGGAUAUAUACAUUUUAAAAAAUACUUGAGUGUUCAUGAUUCCAUCUGUCUGCAUUCAGUCCAUAUGACUAAAUAUUCCUGAUGAAUUUCUCCCAGGGUGUUGCUUUCCCUCAGCAAGAACAGAAGGCAGUAGAUGCUGUCAUGCAGUAUGCCAUCCAUCGCUUGCACUUCGAACCCAAGGACAUUGCCCUGUUCGCGUGGUCCAUAGGUGGAUACACUGCAUCAUGGGUGGCCAAAACCUACCCUGAUAUCAAGUUUGUGGUUAGUAUGUGGAAAUGCAACAAAUUCUGUGGUGAUUGUUGAAAAAUAUCCAUUUAUUCAUGUUUUGACAUGCAGUUGUGAUAAUGGUGCUCUAAGGAAUGAUUGAAAAUUAAAUAAUCCCCUCCCCCCCAAAAAAAAGAUCCAGGUAUUUGGACUUCACACCCAUUGUUUGUAUGUCAACCAAAACAAUAUGGGAUUUAUCUUCUAUUUAAUGGAUGGGAAUUUAUUCUUGAAUGUCUUUUGUGAGGACCCAGAAGUGAGAAUUAAGUUAAGGAAAUUGGAGAAUAUGGUUUCUUUUACAAUGAAAAAAAAAAAUGGAUUUGAUAAAUAUCUUUUCACCAUUGUCAUGUUUUUAUGUUCUGGGUGUCAUCUGCACCCCCCCCCCCCCCCCCCCCCCCCCCCCCCGCCCAUCAAGGUCUUAUGCCCCUGUCAAGAUCAUAUGUUGUCAUAUGCCCCAGUCAAGUUCAUAGCCCCUGUCAAGCUUCUGGCUGGCACAAAAUAAAUAAUCCAACAUGAUUCAGAAUGACUUUGUUUUGCUAAUAAUCCAAAAUUUAUCUCCCCUCUAUGCCUACAGGUGCUGGAUGCUACAUUUGAUGAUAUUGUGCCUCUGGCCAUUGCCAAAAUGCCUCAGUCUUGGAGUAAGUAAUUUUAAGAGUAAGGGUUUAAAUAAUUAUACUUCACCAGUAAAAAAUUAAAGAUCUUUAACCUAUUAAAUGUGGGGGAAAAAAACAUUUUAUUUUUAAAAAUAUCAAAUAAACACUCAUUUGAAAUGCAUUACAAGCUCUUAAAGAAUAAUCAAAAUAUUUGGCAUAUUUCGAAAAAGGAAGAUUGAGAUAGCUUAUUAGAAAAAUGGUGCUAUACCGCAACUGUAGUCUUUGAUUUGGUGUUUCUUUAUUAAAUGUAAUGAUUAUUACGAACUGCCUGCAACAUAGAUUUUACUCUCUUUAAGUUAUUUUUUUAUUUUAUUUGUUUUGCCCAUUUGUAUAGAGAAUCUGGUGGCCCUUAGUUUGAGGUCAUACAUGGACCUGAAUGUGGCUGACAAUUUGAUUGAGUAAGUCCUUAUGUUUUGGCUCUCUGGAAAAGAUAUUGUUUUAAUUCAUGUGCAAUCAAGUGUUCAUUCAUUAUUAAAAUAAAAAAGAAACUGGCUUAGAAUGAAUCUCAAUAAGAACGAAAACUUUUUAAGCUGCAUUAUUAAAGUUAAUUUGUUGUUCAUAUGCAACCAUUUGAUUUGAGAAUUUUUGUCUAAUUAUGUCUUUAAGAUAUCAAGGCCCUAUACUUCUUGUGAGGAGAACUCGAGAUGAAAUAAUUACCACAGAGUGAGUACAUAUGAAGAUCUCAUUUAUAUAAUUCGGAAAACAAUUUUUGUUUGUCAUGGGUAGUAAAAUUUGCAACACUAGAACAUCUCAAAAUCUCUAGAUGUUUAAUAAUUUUCGCUUAAAUUUUUUUAAGAUUCAAAAGUUUCCUUUGUGUGUGUAAGAAAUAAAUAUAAAAUAAAAAAAUAUUAUAUUUAUAUGUGUAAUUUACUUUGAAAAAAUGUAGAUUAACUUUCCUAAUGCCCUCCCAAUCACCCAAUAUUAUAUGAGAUAACCACAAUGUGACACAUCUAAUUAUUUAAUACAUAUUAAUCACCUAUUUUGAAAUGGAGUCUUUUUAGAAUUUUUUAUUUAAUUAUCACUGUUAAAUGCAUAUAAUAAGACCAAACUUUCAACCCUCAAUGUCAGACAAUUCUUAAAUUAAUUUGGAUGACAUGUUUUUUUGCUUGUCCGAUUUCAUUGACAGAUCCCUCCCCAAUGGCUACCCUCUGUUAAUCUCCAACAGAGGCAACUCUCUGCUACUCAAGCUGUUGCAGUACAGGUAACAUUUCAAUAUUUCCCGAAACAGUUGUAUAUAGUCGUCUUUGAUUACCAACAAAGUGUUCAGUUUUUGUCUUAAUUGCCUUAAUGGUUAAAUGGCUCACAUUAUCAAAGUUGUUACAUGUUGGUCUCAAUUUGUUAAUAUUCUUACAACUAAGUAGAUAGUCCUUUAUUCAAAAGGUUAAGGAGACUAAGACAAAGAAUUUCCAUUCAUUUUAAUGGUAAAAAGGGGGAGAGACUGCAAUCAGGUUACGUAAAAGGAAAUGAUUACAUUCCUCUUGCUGUCCUCUCUGACACUACAUUGCAGCUAAGUGUUUAUUUUAAUUCUAUAUUGUUUCUGCUGUUUGUUUGCUGAAGAAGAUUCUUGUUUUUUGGGUCCUUUUUUUUCAGUUUUUGCCCCACUCAGUCUCUUUGCCCCACUCAGUCUCGCUCAUUUCCUUUUAUUCUAAGAAGCCCUGUUUUUCACCUCCCAUCCUGUAAAAUUCUUUAUAAUUUCUGAAAACAAAUAUCAUUUGUAUCUUAUUCAGCAAUCUUUACUUUUGCAUAGAUCACUCUUAUAGUGUUUUGUCUCAUUACAUGAGCAACUUUUUUGUGUCUAGCAGAGGCAGCUCUUUCAGAUAAUGCUCUGAAGCAAUCUGAAGUUUAGUGAUCUUGAAGUAAUCUGAGGUUAAAGGAAUGGGCCAAAUACUGAUACUAUUGCUUGUGCAGCCACUUGAUUUUCACAUAAGUUAUGCUUUGAACAGGAAUAUUAAUAUAGGGGUUAAAUGAAAAAAAGGGAAAUGUUGAUUGAGUUUUUAAUUCAGUAAUCUGGACAUUGAGAAGAUUAUGAUUAUAAUAAGAGGGGGGGGGGAGUGCAUAUUUGUCUAGAAAUUAAAUUCUUACUUUCUAAAAUGUGAUUCAUUAUUUUCUUAAAAUGGGAUAACCCUUUAAAAAUUAUUUAUGCAAAAUCUAAGUAAUUUUUUUACUUAUUUCAGUUAAUUUUUAAUUUUUUUUUGUAUAUUGCAGAUAUCCUACAAUUGUUGAUGAAACUACUAUACCAGUGAUGAAAGAAUUCCUGUCCAAGGAAACACCCAGUCAAAGUAAGAUUUAGAGUUUCUAGAAGUGUAACAUUAGAAAUAUGCUUGUUGAUGAAACUACUAUACCAGUGAUGAAAGAAUUCCUGUCCAAGGAAACACCCAGUCAAAGUAAGUUUUAGAGUUUCUAGAAGUGUAAUAUUAGAAAUAUGCUAGUUGAUGAAACUACUAUACCAUUGAUGAAAGAAUUCCUGUGCAAGGAAACACCCAGUCAAAGUAAGAUUUAGAGUUUCUAGAAGUCUAACAUUAGAACACCCAGUCAGAGUAAGAUUUAGAGUGUCUAGAAGAGUAACAUUAGAACACCCAGUCAGAGUAAGAAUUAGAGUGUUUAGAAGUCUAACAUUAGAACUAUGCUGGGACAAGAACAGUUAACGUCCACUACUUGGAACAACUGGGCCAACUGAAAUAAGUCUCAUUAAAAAUAGAGGAUGGAAAAAUUACAUUUCCUAUUGGUUUCAUGAUGCCCCCUUACAUGGUAAAAUAUAAUUUUUUUUCCACAUGCAGAAUAAGACCAGACUUGAGUUUUGGGGGGAAGCACAAUGCUCAUGGAGUUACAGAAUUGGAAUUGUAUUUCUUGUUUUUAUGCAUAAAAUAAAAUCAAUCCCAUGCCCUCAUUGAUUUCUGUCCACUUUUGUCCUAUUUCAGUUCAGAUGUUGGAUGAUAAGUCUGUGAUCUAUCAGGAAUGCAGCAGUUUCUUUGCUGAUUAUGUCCGUGAAGUGGGAUCUGUCCACUUCCCUAUGCAUAUAAGUGAGUAGAGCGGUGCAGUCAUUUAGAUACCAUAGUCAUCUUUUAUAGUAAGAAUAACUUCAGAGUCAGAGAUGGUUUUAAUUUUGUUUCUUUCAUCAUCAGAUGUUCCUCAAGACCAUAACUUAAAAGUCAAACUAGCUUUAUUUUUGGUAAGUGUCUUUAUCAUGUUAUGUUUUUUCUUUUAUCUUGCUCUAAUUGUUUCUUAUUUUAUCUUGCUCUAAUUGUUUCUUAUUUUGUCUUGCUCUAAUUGUUUCUUAAUUUUCUUGCUCUAAUUGUUUCUUAUUUUGUCUAGCUCUAAUUGUUUCUUAAUUUUCUUGCUCUAAUUUUUUCUUAAUUUUAUCUUGCUCUAAUUGUUUCUUAUUUUUAUCUUGCUCUGAUUCUCUGAUUGUUUCUUAUUUUAUCUUGCUCUGCUCUGAUUGUUUCUUAUUUUAUCUUGCUCUACUCUAAUUGUUGAUUAUUUUAUCUUGUUCUGAUUGUUUCUUAUUUUGUCUUGUUCUAAUUGUUUUUUUUUUCUUGCUCUGAUUGUUUCUUAUUUAAUCUUGCUCUGUUUAUUAUUUCAUUUUGCGCUAAUUGUUUAUUAUUUUAUCUUGCUAUAAUUGUUUCUUAUUUCAUCUUGCUCUAAUUGUUUCUUAUUUUAAAGUGCUAUUCGAUUAAAUUUGUCUCUCUUUUACAUGCUAGAUAAGAUUAGACAGUUCUACAAUUAUGUGACAUUACUUUUACAUGCUAGAUAAGAUUAGACAGUUCUACAGAAAUGUUCCUUCUGACCACUUGUACAAACUAGAUAACAUUAGACAGAUGUAAAUAAAGUCGCUAUGCUAUGAACUUUUUUCAGUUUUUUUUAUGAUAACUCUGUUUUCUUUGCCACAGAUAACUGUGCACUUGGAGAACUAUGAUUCCACUCAUUGCACGCCUCUACCGGUCAGCUUCUUUCAUAAACCCUGGGUCCCUGGCGCUCGGAGAUGAAGAGACAAUUAGACUUCAAAGCUGGAUCAAAGCAUCAUUACUGUCAGCAGGGGGUUAAUGUUUCUGUCACCCUUAUGUUAGAUCAUCGUCUUUUAUGUACUUAUGUUUAUAAAUAUUUGAAGUAACAUCGAAAUAUUCCUUCACAAGAAAUUGUUCAGUUGUGCAUUAGGUAAUAAAUUGAUUAAGUGGACUUCAGCUGGGGGCAUCUCUAAAUUUUAGCAUCUUUUUCUUAAAGCAUUUUCAUUUUAGGACUACAAAGACAAUUGAGUAAUAGAGAGGGGUCUUAAUCAGUGUGUUCAUUGGCCUCAUUGUGAAUGGUCACAUACCCCUUGUCAAUGGGUAAAGUGAGAGUUUUGCAUUGGCUCUGUCAAAGAUAAACCUCAAGCAGAUGCUGCAAUGACCCCCCCCCCCUUCCCCCCAGGGGUCCAUGGCCCACUGUUUAUCAACUGGUAUCUAAGUGUUGUCAACAACUAAGGGGGGUAAGUCUCUUUACCAAAUAAUAAGCAAAGACUUAGUUUUAGGGCAUUUUUUAGAUUUUUCUUCUUACAGUCAAUGUUGUGUUAUAUUUACUGUUGUCACAUUGUAUCAUUAGUAUUACACAAUCAAACAAGAAAUUGUGCAGUAUUGUGGACCUCUUGUUAAUAUGACCAGACAUUUAUUAUGACCAUACUGUUCUUGACCCAACAUGCACCAAUUAAUCAGUAUUUGCCGGCGCAUAGGACACUUUUUUUUAUCCCCUCAAAAUACGCCUAAAAUAUGGGGUGUGUCUUUUCUUUGCCGGUAAUUAAAAAUUGAGCUGAAAUUUGUUUGUGCCGGCAAAUACUGUAUUUUUCAAAGAGACUAACACUAUGUAUUUAAAAUCGAAUGGCAUCUAUUAUUUAUUUGAAAUGCCUGCCGAAGGGGAACAUAAAUAAAAUCUGAUGAUGCCUUGUUACAGGCCGAAAAUAACCUCAUCAAAAUAAACUGAGCCAAAUGCUAUAGUGUGAAAAACUUGUCAAGUUAUUAUUAACCCAAACACAUUUAUGGCUCACUAUGAAGUGAAACGUUUAAAGUGAGAGAUUUCAGAAAAAAAUCCCAUCCAAGGUGUGACCAGUCAUUGAUUGGUGAGUCUGUAAAAGACAGUGACACAGGAUGAAUGGAUUAACAUCUAUUGGUUUGUAAGUUUUCUUUACAAAGAUUAUUAAAUGUUUUCAUGUUGUUAUUGAGCUUUUUUUUUUUUUUUUUAACUUAAAAUAAUCAGUUACAUUCUGAGCAAGAGUUAUUUAAAAUAUCACAGGAUGAAUGGAUUAACAUCUAUUGGUUUGUAAGUUUUCUUUACAAAGAUUAUUAAAUGUUUUCAUGUUGUUAUUGAGCUUUUUUUUUUUUUUUAACUUAAAAUAAUCAGUUACAUUCUGAGCAAGAGAUAUUUAAAAUAGUCACAGCUCAACACCACCAAAAGUAACAGUUUCAGAUGUCUACAUCAUAUUUUUACGCUAUUUAGAAGAACUCACAUUAAAAAAGAUAAAUAGUAAAUUAUUUUAAAAAUUGGCUGCAUAGCUUUUCUCAUCAGUAAUUGAUGAAUUUAUGUAGCAUUUGACAAAAACUGUAUGAAAUAUGCAGGGCCGUGAUGUAAUUAAUUUAACAUGACGUAAGCUGCGAAUGAGUCAUUUUAUUUACUUACAGAUUUUUUUUUCUUCUGGCACAAAUAAAAAAUGAUUCCUUGUUGUGGAGUUCUUUAAAAGAUUCUCUUAUUGCCCUGCGUGGUCUGAACUCAGUACAUCUUCAUGUCUCUUAUUUUAAUUUUUUUUUUUAUUUUACUGGCAGGGAUUGCAGGAGACCCCUGCUGACAUUUCAGAGUUUAUUCUGUCUUGGGCCAUGGCAUUUAGUAAUAUUGCAAUUUAUUUAUUAAAUUUGGCCUAUGCAAUUAGAGACCCUUAAUGUCCCCCAAACUGACCUGUUCCCAUACUCAAAUAACUUUUUAUUAUGUUCUAUUUUGCUUGAAUGCUUGCUUCCUAAAGUCUUAGCUGUCAUGUAAUCCAACACUGUGAAUAUCCAAGUCUUGUUUUUGUCAAAUGGAGAUGCUUUCCAUAUGCUGAAUUUGAGCAAUGAUUUUCUUUAAAAACCUUUUCCUUCUAAUUCUAAUCCAUGUCCAAAUUAAGAUCAUUCCAGAACAUGACAUUUGCAAGUGCAAGGAAAUACUUUUUAGGCAAGAUACAUCUGUGUACUACAGUGCUCACUGAAUACAUCUGUACUGACAUAUAUUUAUAACAUAAAACAUAGGAUAUUUUAUUUCCACAUAAUUGGUUUGAAGGAGUGAUCAGAAAAAAAAUCUAGGUCCAUGCCCCAAAUAUUAUUAUUGUAUUAUCAAUGCAAUUAUAACUUUAUGGUUCACUUGCAUAUUAUAAAAAAAAAGAAUGCACAAUUUCUUAGAUAUAAAAAUUUUAAUUCUUAAGAUUAAGAUAAUAUUUUGUUAAAAAUUCAAUUCCUUAUGUUUCUUUCCAAUCCUUAUUUGGUUAAAUUAACAGGAUUGGAUAAAUAUUGUAGAAACUUUUCUCAUCUGGUUCCUCGUUGCAUUCCCCAAGAAUUAAACUUUUAGCUUAAUUUAUUUUUUAAAAAGCAAUGACUGCCGCACUGUUCUUAGACUGCGGCACUGUUCUCAGACUGCCGCACUGUUCUUAGACAUUUCCAGUCUAAUCAAGUUAUGGGCUCGAGACCUCAAUUUUUAUAAAUUAAUUUUUAGGUGUGUGUGUGUUGAUUGCAUUCUUUAAAAAAAGUUACAUUAUUCAAAGGUUUCAAUUCCGUCUGAUCUCAUCUAAAAUUAAUUUCUAAUAUUGCAAGAAACAAACAAUUAACCUGUUGUGUAUGGUAGGAUUUAAUUUCAUGAUGUGAAGUGAUUGCAUUCAAUUAUUUUGUGAUGUGAAAUUAGUUUCAAAGUUUGUGACUUAGAGACAUUACUUUUAAGAAUUUUGCGCUUUUUUCACUGGUUGUUUUGCAGCGUCAGUUUUUCCCCUAUGUAAAAUUAUGUAUUUAUAUAAAAUUCCCCAUCAUCUCAAAGCCACAAGUUUAGCGAGCACCAGUAAGAUGAUUAUUAUUUUAUUCCAUUAUUGUCCAUUGAUUGUAUUUAUUAACUGUCAAUUUGUCAUUCUCACCAUGAAUAAAUGAUUCAAGCCAUCUGACCUCUCUCACAAUAGUUAGACUGUGUCACCAAAUAUUUUUUUUAACUACUUCUGUAGUCUGAUACAAAUAGUUUUCUUAAAAUGUAAUUAAAAGAGUUUUAUGAUCUAAAAAGAAAAUGUGGCCCAAAAAUUUAUCCUUCAAACAAGACUCACCAUGAGGUCUUUAUGGAAACUCAUUUGUGGGAUCCUUCAUAUGAUUGUACUCAUGCUAUGCAUGUAGCAAUGCUAAGAAGUGAUUUUUUGAAAGAGAAAAAAAAACCUUGUCAUUGCUUCUUUCUUGACUCUUAGUAUUAAAUUCCAUUCACUCAUAGUUUGAUAAUUUGUUCUGCUAGUUGGAGCUGUUGAGAAAAUGUUGACAGGACACAUCUGCAAAGAUACAAUAACCAUCAAAUUAAAUCCUAUUUUCUACAUGUCCAUCGCUGGCUGGAAGGGGCCCAUGUUAUUUUGUAUUCUUGUUGCCACACCAUGCGUUUGUAUGCCUGUAUUUGUAUGGACAUUUUUCAUUCAAGAGAUGAUUUUUACAAUAUAUUGUGCAGUAUUGAAAGAUCAAUAAAAUGCAAAGAAAA
Messenger RNA from Lymnaea stagnalis (great pond snail), 17786 nucleotides. Lineage: Eukaryota; Metazoa; Mollusca; Gastropoda; Lymnaeidae. The record is from the annotation of a GenBank genome assembly.